Molecule: messenger RNA, 3678 nt
Organism: Trichomonas vaginalis G3
Lineage: Eukaryota; Parabasalia; Trichomonadida; Trichomonadidae
Product: GAF domain-like family
Exons: 1
Coding region: 1-3678 (1225 amino acids)
Biological process (GO): signal transduction
Molecular function (GO): 3',5'-cyclic-nucleotide phosphodiesterase activity
Source: RefSeq, a predicted model, not a curated record
AUGAGUGGCAAGAUCAAUGCUUCUCCAUCUUUUAGAUUGAUGGGGCAAAUGCCACUCCUUCCGAAAGCUUUGCCUAAAGACAAGCACUCGGAAGAAUUUGAGGCAUUAACUGAACAGAUCCGAAUUCUUGAUCAAUCUACCAAAGAUAUGAUCAAAAAAUUAGAAAAAAUGCAUAAGCGGCGCACCAAAUAUGCUAGACAAAUAGCAAAUUUCAUUAAUAAGCAUCAAGAAGAAAAGAAAGAAACAAAAGAAAAUCGAUUACUACAAAUUCAAUCGGAAAGACUAGGCAGACUGAACUUAUGCUCUCGUUUACUCGAUAGUAGAUGCCGAUUAUCAUCACUUAUUAAAAAUCAGCCGUUACCAGAAUUACAACAUCCAAAAACUUCGAUGGGCGAGCGUCCUGAGAACGUUCAACAAGGAUCAGAUUCACUAUUGAACUUUCUUAGAACAACUACUCCAGAAGGAAUUUCAAAUUUCUUUUUAGAAAACGCAAUUCCGAAAUUAUUAGUGUAUUGUUCUCGAAAAAAGUUCAAUCGUGGUGGUCUCAAUGUUGAUAUUAACGAAUUUGUACAAUCAUUACCAUCAAUAAUCGUUCAAAUUCCAUAUCAAAACAGACUUUACAUUUUACAGAAAAUUUUAGACACUUACCAUGAAUCAAACAAUCUCACACAGCUAUUCGAAUACACUGCUCUCCUUACUUCGCCUACAGAUAUCAUUCGAGGCCUUGAACAUGGCGCAUCUAACCUUCUACGUUGCAGAAAAGUAAAAUUACUAGUAGCAUCAGAACUAUCUAAAGAACUUACAUAUAUGCACUCGGGUGUCCGAAGGACAGUUCCCAUGACAACCGGCUUAAUUUACGAUGUUGUACAAAAAGGAACGUAUAGAAUAGUCAAAGAUCCGAUCAACAGCAAUGAAAUAGACUUGGCUGUUGAAUCAAUGAUCUUUGAAGGGGCAAAAAGCUCCAUUAUCGUUCCAUUGUAUCAUCCAGAUUAUUUGAACCCAUUUGUAAUCAUUGCAUCAGAUAAAGUAAGAGAGGAAGGAUUCACAGCAAGCGAUUUUGUACUUAUAACUUUCUUCUUUAAGAACAUUUCGAUGCAAUUAAAGUUUUUAGUCAGAGAAAUAUCAAGUAUCACAGAAGCUGACAUGACAAACCUUGUUUAUGGCCUAUCAUUAAUUGCUGCAACACAUAAUGCCCAUGAAAUGAUCCAAAAAGUUUCAGAUGUUUCAGAUCAUAUGAUUGACGCCUCUCAAACAAGAUUAUUCACCAUUGUCAAUGAUUGUCUCUGCGAAGAAACACCAGGCAUCAAACUUGGAGGCAAAAUGUUAACUCUAGACCAUGGAUUAAUUUGUAAAGCGGCAAUUCAGAAUGAAACAAUGAAUUAUUUCCUUCCCAGACGCGAAAAGACAUUCUCUAUAUCAAUAGAUGAUAUCACACAGCCAAGAAUCUGGUCAAUGGUCGCUGCUCCAAUUACAUUUCACGGAGAAGUGAAAGGAGCUUAUGUUUUAUACAACAGAAGGAACGGAACAUUCUUUUCUGCUCGAGAAACAUACAUCGCAUCCAACUUAGCUCGUUGUAUUUCUUCUUUAAUCCACAUUUGUUGUGAAUCGACCAAUUUACAAGAUUCUCUUGAAAGAAACAACGACAACAUUUUACACGCGUACAAUUUAACUGUUUAUGCAUUGAAGAGCAUACAAACAGUAGGAACAUCGAAGUUGUUUGAGUCAAUGCAACAGUUUUGUAACAAAAUGAAACCAAAAAUUAAUUUUCGUUUUUUAAUUUACGAAAAUGAUAAAUUAUUGGAUGCAGAAACAAACCAACAAGUUUCAAGUGAACCACAGCUUUUAGAUGCUAUUUGUGACUUGAAACCAACAGCUGCAACAGCGGAAACAGUUGGUAUUUUGGUAAUUCCAAUAAAAAUGCCAAAUGGAGUGAUAAAUCUCUUCGAAUUUCGUGCGCCAUUGAUGCAAUUGAAGAGCGAAGAAGAGAACAAUGGUAUUCUACAGAGAACGAGAUUGAUGCAGAGCUUAGAUAACAAAACAUUGCCAUUGCAAGUUCCUGAGCAAAUUAAAUUGGGAAGAAGCAGUCGAAGAAAUUCUUUGAUUGGACGAUCUUCAACAAAACUCGUUGGUUCUUCAUCAUCUUUCUUCGAUUUGUCGAGAUCCAAUUCGAGUAUUAAGAUGCCUUUCGUUCCUUUGAGUCUUAAAUCAGUCCAUGAUGACGAUUUAUCAUCAACUUCCGUUUUCGAGUUGACAAAAGAUUCAUCGACAUAUGAUAAAUUUUUGAUUGUUUCCGCAAACAAAUCAUUCAGUUUGUCAACGUUCGAAGAACAGCUUGAUGAAGAUAAGCUUCAAAUCUAUCCUUUCGAUUCCUAUAUUACUACUUUGUUACAGUCUUUUGCAUUGAUGACAUCAAGACAAUUGUCUUUGCAUCACAAAAUUGUAAGUUUGAAAGGAUACAAUAAAUAUUUGAGAGGUUUACAUAUUUUAGGAAAUGUUUUAGCGUGUCCUAUGCCAUUUAGCAGUCUUCUAGACAUAUUGAUGCGUUCCUUUACAUGCCUUUUUGGUCAGAGUUUGUCAUUAAUUAUAUAUGAUCCUCCUUUAUUUGAUUCCAAUGACAAUGAUUUAGAUCCAACAGCAUUGAACUUGGAAAGGGAUAGAAUGAUCUUUGCAUCAAUCAAAAUACCAGAAACAAUGGCACAAGAAAGAUCAACAGCAUUGGCUUGCUUCGCUGAUCUCCUUUUAGCUUUGAUGGCAAGUAGAGCUGAUAAUCAAAGAUCAAAUCCAAUUGUGUCAAUGAAAUUCCCUCAAAUCACAUCACAAUUAGACUUGAAUUUCCUCGAAAUGAACAUCCAAGAAACAAUUGGUUUGACCGUUGAAAUUUUCGCGGCUUUCCAUGUUCACGAAGUAUUGGAUUGCACAAGAGAGAAAAUCAAUAUUUGGCUUGGAAGAUUGGCUGUAAAUCCUGAUGAAGCUUCGAUUUUCCUUUUGGCUGUUGAUGCUUUACAGUUUACUUACGCUGUUUACAAACAACUUGAUUUGUUCAAGUACUACUCGAACUCGGAACUUGCUGCUACAUGCAUUGCUUCCUUCAUGAGAGUUGGCUUCCCUCAUAUGAGACCUGACUUUAAAUAUCAAGAAGCAUUGAAAAUUUUGCCAUUGAACAAAGUCCCAAGAAAAAUUUUAGUUCGAAUGACAACAGCAUUGAUUUGUUUGGCUGAUCCAGAAUGUGACUUAUUAGAGAACACAAAGUCUGAAAUAUUAACAGGAUUGGCUGAAUUGUUGUUAGUCAGAGCGAAUAUUAAUGUUUCAGUAACAGUUGCAAAGUUUAUUUUGCAUGCGAAAAGAGGUUUUGAUUUCGAACAACAAAGCCAUAAAGAGUUAAUGGCUCAAUUCAUUACUGAAUUAUGCCAAUCAUCAUUAUUCUUUAGACCAUUGCCAGCUUUUGAAAAGACUUGCUUGAUGAGCAGAGAAACACAAUCAACAAUUUUAUACAGAAUCAGAAAAGUUGUUCAGCCACAAGCAAAAGCUCUUGAGUUGGCAAGCCAAGGAUGCACAGUAUUCACAGAAGCUUUGUCUGAUAAAGAACCAUGGGUUCUUGAGAAAGGCGAAGACUUCUUCUCUGCUGAAGCAAACGAAGAAGAAGAACAAGGAAAUAUUCCAUUAAUUGAUGCUCGCUAA